AUGAGUAGCAGUACGCAGCAGCAACUUGCGCCACCGCCAGCAGCGCACGGCACGGCUCAGCCACCAUCAGUAUCUCACUCCGACAUGUUCUUGAACAUGAUACAGGGCAAAUCAGUCACGAUAAUCGUGGGCCAACACUCUUUGUACUGCACCUAUACCCUGCCCGUCGCCCUACUAUGCGUUCACUCUUUCUAUCUCGGUAAAGAAAUUGCGGGAUUAACCACGGCUAGCAAAAAGCGCAAAUUUUCUCCUCUCAGAGAGGGCGAGGAGGUCGAAGCAAAGGUUGUGGUAGAGGCUAAGGACAAGAACAAAGAUGAGAAGCAUACUGGAGAAAAGAGUAUAAAAGAGGACAACGAGGAGCGAGUUAUCAGGCUAACAGACGUGGAUCCUGCAAUCUUCGGUCUCUUCCUAAAGUUCAUUUACAAGGACUCAUACCCACCGAAUGUCGACGCAAGAACACCGACGACCCACUACCAUCAUCGCUCGUUGACAGCUAUCCCAAAAUCGACCACUCUAGGCUCAGAAACUGCUACAGUACUCCGUCAACCGUCUUCGAAUAUUUUACCUGCCAACAGCAAUGAACAUAUCCAGGCCGCUCCUCCACUAAGCCACAUGUCUACUUUCAUGCCACCGCCUCCAUCCCCACAAGACAUGAAACAAAUCGAGUUCAUCCCUCCCUCUGUACAUGCAUGGCUCCUCGGGCAACGUCUCGGCGCUCUUCCCUUCAUGAACCACGCUAUAUCCCGAAUCUAUGCAGGCAUUGGAGUCUACUUUGCUCUCACGCCCUCACUCAUGGACUAUGUUUGGAAGGAAACCUCACCAUCACCGAAGAUCACCUCUUCAUCAUCAAAUUCGCCAUCCGGAUCAACUCCAUCAGCUACGGCAAAGACUGUCCUUACCCCUUCUCCUCUCCGCAAACUCCUCCUAGACAUCCUUAUAACGCAUUGGUCACGCCACCACCCCUCGAACCCCAACGCCGUUGUCGCCCGGUCUUUAUCAGUAUCACCAAACUUUUCAGCGCCGCUGAAGGUCGCUUGGGAUAGGCUUUUCGAUGAGCAUACUGAUCUGAGGAAUGAAUUUAUCUAUGGACUUCAGGGCGGUGUGCAGUUGAUGCCUGCCAACGCCUAUUUUGCAACACCACUACCGACUGGGCAGAGCGGUAUGGUCAAGGGUGGAGCGGCGACUAGUGAGUUUAGGAAGGAGCAUGGUCGAGGCAGCGGACGAGCGGAGAAAGAAGUGGUUAUCAAGGAGGAGAAGAAAGGUGAGAUGGAUGUUCUGGCAGAUAAGAAAGAGGGCGGCGGCUGA
Molecule: messenger RNA, 1305 nt
Organism: Alternaria arborescens
Lineage: Eukaryota; Fungi; Ascomycota; Dothideomycetes; Pleosporales; Pleosporaceae
Exons: 2
Coding region: 1-1305 (434 amino acids)
Source: RefSeq, a predicted model, not a curated record